Messenger RNA from Labrus bergylta (ballan wrasse), 4722 nucleotides. It is a transcript of the gene prkar1aa, whose product is annotated as protein kinase, cAMP-dependent, regulatory, type I, alpha (tissue specific extinguisher 1) a. NCBI's taxonomy places the organism in Eukaryota, Metazoa, Chordata, Actinopteri, Labriformes, Labridae. The record is from RefSeq and is a predicted model, not a curated record. Gene Ontology annotation, cellular component: cAMP-dependent protein kinase complex. Gene Ontology annotation, molecular function: cAMP-dependent protein kinase regulator activity. Gene Ontology annotation, biological process: regulation of protein phosphorylation.
GUUUUAUUGUGAAAGAGUCGAGGAGGAAGUGAUGGUGAUCCGCAAUCAAGAAGAAAAACAAGGAACCCUCGCGUCCUCUUACAUUUGACAAAUAUGGCAUCAAACAGUGCAAACGGUGAUGAGGAGCGUGGCCUUCAAGUGUGUGAACAGUAUGUCCAGAAUCACAAUGUCCAGCAGCUGCUCAAGGACUGCAUCAUCCAGCUGUGCACAGCCCGGCCAGACCGGCCCAUGGCCUUCCUCAGAGACUACUUUGCAAGACUAGAAAAGGAGGAGGCCCAGCAGAUGGCUGUGCAGCAGAGGUCUAGGUUACGCUCCGACUCCCGGGAGGAUGAAGUGUCUCCACCCAUGAACCCUGUGGUGAGAGGUCGGAGCCGGAGAGGAGCCAUCAGUGCUGAGGUGUACAAUGAGGAAGAUGCUGCCUCCUAUGUCCGAAAGGUCAUUCCAAAAGACUACACGAGCAUGGCUGCCCUGGCCAAAGCCAUGGAGAGGAACGUGCUGUUUGCCCACUUGGAUGACAAUGAGAGGAGUGACAUUUUUGAUGCAAUGUUUUCCAUCAACUACAUCGCUGGAGAAACAGUCAUCCAACAAGGUGACGAGGGAGACAACUUCUAUGUUAUCGACCAGGGGGAGAUGGAUGUUUAUGUAAACAAUGAAUGGGUGACAAACAUCAGUGAGGGAGGCAGUUUUGGGGAGCUGGCUCUGAUCUAUGGGACACCUCGUGCAGCUUCAGUUCGGGCAAAGUCUAAUGUCAAGUUGUGGGGCAUAGACAGAGACAGCUACAGGAGAAUACUGAUGGGGAGCACCUUGAGAAAGCGCAAGAUGUAUGAGGAGUUUCUCAGCAAGGUGUCCAUAUUAGAGUCUUUGGAGAAGUGGGAGCGGCUGACGGUGGCGGACGCCUUGGAGACGGUGCAGUUUAAAGACGGACAGAAAAUCGUAGUGCAGGGAGAGCCUGGUGAUGAGUUUUUCAUCAUCCUUGAGGGCACAGCCGCUGUGCUCCAGAGGCGGUCCGGCGAUGAGGAGUUUGUGGAGGUUGGAAGACUCGGAUCAUCAGAUUACUUUGGUGAGAUCGCCCUGCUGAUGAACCGGCCCCGUGCUGCCACCGUUGUUGCGUGCGGACCCCUCAAGUGUGUCAAACUGGAUCGUCCGCGGUUCGAGCGAGUCCUCGGUCCUUGCUCUGAUAUCCUGAAGAGAAACAUUGAGCAGUACAACAGCUUUGUUUCCCUGUCUGUCUGAGCCUGCCAGUAAGCUCCUUUGCCUCUACUGCAGGUCCUAGUAUCGCAAAUGAGCUUUAUUUUCUACUCUCUCUCACAUACAGUAUGUUACCACGCCUUCACAUCACUUCACAUCUGUUACAGCUAUUACUCUCUUUUAUCAUAUUUAUUUUCUUUUCUCCGUUUGUACUUCAAAGCCUACAUUUGUUUGUGUGACGGAAAGUUGUGAGGUCAAAGGUUAAAUACCAGUAUCGAAUAGGUGUUUGCGUACGAUUUAAUGAUGAAGAUGAGAUAAGGUAGUGUAUGAAUUAUGAACUGUGUGUUCACACUUUGAUCACUGUAACAAAUCAUUAAGAUCAAUCAAAUGGUAACUAUUAUACAGAAAUUGCUAUUACAUGAUAUUUAAUUAUCUAGACAAAAGCAGAGAUCUUUUAUGGUCACACUGAAAAUAUUGUAGAUGAAACAGCUGUCGUAGGAUCUAAAACAAACCUGGAAAUAUAUUGUCACACUAUCAAUUAUGCCGUAUAAAAUCAGAAAGAUUGACAGUGACAUUAUGAUUAGAUAAUGUAGCGGAGAGAAGAGGGGGCAGCUCAGGUUUCAUCUUCAGACUGGACUUGAUUCAUGUGAUUCCAGUUUGGUUUUAUGUAAAAUAGCUUAAUCUGUAGAAUAAAUUAGCAAGAGUCCAGUUACAAUAAUCCUCCUCUCCCUCCUGCCUUAGGGCACCGGACCUGUAUCUUGGGUUCGAGCCCCUUACCAAUUUGACCUAAUUAUAAUGAAAAUGUCAAAUAUUCCUUACAGAUUGUAUUUAUAGGCUUUUCUUAGGUUACUCAAAAGUGGAAGUGUUGCCUUGACCAUUGAACAUUUUGGCACAUCACAUGCCUUCUACCUAUUAAAAAGAAGUGUAAACUCCACAGUAGCAUCAUGAUACUUUGUAUAGCAGCGUGGCAAUUCACACUUUAUUGGUGAUUUGAAAAUUAGAUUUUUCUUCAGUUUUACAUAAACAGACUAAGUGUCUGCAAAAUGUACGCAAGCUAACAUGAAAUUCAGCCCUGUUGAAUUACAGACAGCUGAAUUUACUAUUAGAUAGCAUACCUUUUAGUUUUAUGCUGAAUGAUGAGGUUUUUAAGGUGACACAAAAUGGGUUGUAUGUGUUUGUUGCUGCUCUUUGUGAAGUUAAUUUGAACCUUUUGGCUAGUUUUUCCAUCACUUAGGUUUGAACUGAAAUAUCUCAGCACUAUAAGAUACAUUAUCUUAAAAGAUUGACCAUCCAUGCCGUCCUCAUGGUUUUACUGUGAUCCUCCAACACAAUGAUCAUCAAACUUAUGACCAAAUAUCUGCAAAACGUGACAUUUCCAGAAUCCUUAGCUGUACUGUGUGCUACUAGCUAUUUUAAUCAUGCUAUUCUAAGAUUGUUAACAUUUGCAAAACAUCGUAACUAUUUUGGCAAGCCAGUAUUAGCAUUAGUUAAAAGCAUCUUUGUCAAACUGUCCUACUAUCUAUGCAAAGUUAGGUUUUUCUUUUAAAUAUUUAGUAUAGACUAGAUAGAACAUCUUGAAGCAUUUCACCAAAACAUUCUUUCCACUUAAACAUGGUUUCUUUAUAUUUCUUUUAUUAUUUAUACAUAACUAGUGAAUAACUAAUGAACAUCAACUCUAACAGGGUUUAAAUAUGCUUACCUCCACAUGUUACCAGAGCCAGCUUAAAGGGAAAGUAUGGAAAGUAGGGAUAAUAUGAAGAUAAUAAUAACCAAAAAGGUCAACACUGGCUUUUAAAUAAAGUGAGUGUGAGGGGCUUACAUAUCAACAGCAGCCAAUAGACAAAAAACAUAGCAAAUAAAAAUAGAGAACAAAGAUUCAGUGGUAAUGAUGAAAUGUAGCGCCCACUCUUAUUAAACUUGUAUAAAGUCAUUUAUUUUUAGCUUUUAAUAGACAGUGACAACAGGACAGGUUACCUGGCGUGCAAAAUAAAAUCUGAUAUGUUCACUUGAUUUGCAUUUGUAUAACUUUGAUUUAUUUAGGAGACUCUGAAAGGAUAAUACAUGAUAUCCAUGACUUAUUUUCAUUAUUAUGCCUUUUGUAUCAUAAUUCAGGACAAAUUGUACAGCGAUGCUGUGUCUUAUUGUGAGGAAAGAGUCUAAACUUCUUUUCAGAGCAGGGACAUAGAUGUGAGUGCACAUUUCAAUUAGCCCAUGAGACAUUCUUCACUAAGUAGCAAGCCCUGAAAAAUGAUAAUUCUAAAGAAAAAUGUACAUAGUUACUGAGGACAUCGUAAAAACAACAGCAAAAGUCCUCUUUAUCAAAAUAUAUAUUUUAAAACUCAAUUCACACUCAUGGCGUGCGUUUGUAUGUCUAACAUUUUUCAGUUUUUUUUUUUUAACAUUCUCAUUUAUACUAGACAUUUACUUAGUUUUCUUUUUGCUCUUUGAGUUAAGUGGCCUUUUAGGUAAAUUCUCUUCAUGUUGGGUUUGCAGAGCAUGUUAAAAAAACUCACUUCCAAAUGUCUGAUUAUCCCUGUAACUCUGCUGACAUUAUGUAAUCCUUUAUUGUUCUAUAAACAGCUCAGAUGUUUUUCGAAAUUAAUGAUUAAUCUGUUACACAUUUUUUAUAUAUACAGAACUAUUUGAUCAAAGGGGAAAAGGUUAUAUGCUAAGCUAAAGCUUUACUUUCACAACAGAGCUGGUGCUAAGUUUGAUGCUGAGAUUUUCUAGAUUUCAAAGUCAUAAAAUGGAAAAAGAAGGUGUUAAUAAGAUUUGCAGUAGUAGGAGUCCUUUUGAAAGUGCUUAUUGGUGCAUGGCACCCACCAGUGGAGAGCAUCGACCAAUGGGCCACUCUUGAAAUACAGGGUGUUUAAAAUUCAAGAGCUAGGUAAGGAGGGAGACAGGAAAAUCAAAUGUGUUGGUUAGCUUAGGAUGCAAAACGGCUGGUUAGCUGGUUAGCGUGAACUUCCUGCACUCUGGUCGGUACCUUUCAGACUUCAUUGUCAUGGUGACUAGAUGAAAAACUUCAUUGGAACUCUUAAUAAGUAGACACCCUGGAAUUUAGAGUGAGUCAUCAAUAUUUUUUUACAUGCUUUAAUAAAAUGACACACUGUUGUAUGCUAUUCAGAAACAUAUAAAACACUUUUUAAACACUUGCAUUUUAUUGGCAUGUGUUUUCAUGAUGUACAGCAAUGUCUCUGAUUUAUUAUGUCUUAACUCAGUGGGAUCACACCUAUCUGCCCUUUGAAUAUUCUGGUGUCAUUUUAAUUCGAUACUGUAUUUUCAAUAUUAAGUGUACAUUUCUUUUUUACUUUUAUCCUCUCAAUAUCAUAGUGUGGUGUUUUUGUUUUUUUGUUAUAAAGAUCACUGUGCUCUACUCAGUCAGACCAUCACUCUUUGUAAAAACUGAAAGAGCAGCUUUCUUUCCUACAGUUUUUUGUGCCUUUCCUCAGAUUGAUUACAGUGUGACUUUUUGAUUUCUCUGUAGGAUGUUCUUACAGCAGUUAAAUAGCAAUAAAGAGAUCAGUGUUUUUA